This is a messenger RNA of Aphanomyces invadans, 2264 nucleotides long. RefSeq names its product TKL protein kinase, variant. The coding region runs from base 75 to 2018 and encodes 647 amino acids. NCBI's taxonomy places the organism in Eukaryota, Oomycota, Saprolegniomycetes, Saprolegniales, Verrucalvaceae. The record is from RefSeq and is a predicted model, not a curated record. Gene Ontology annotation, molecular function: protein binding; protein kinase activity; ATP binding. Gene Ontology annotation, biological process: protein phosphorylation. The transcript is spliced from 8 exons.
AUAGUUCAGUUGCAACUGACGUGUAACACGCGCUUCCAUCGCGCAAUCAGCGACACGUCGACGAGGCCAUUCGCAUGAGCUCUACGACGCCCAUCGCGACUGUUUUCUCCGUUGAUACGUUCACGUCCUAUUGCAACUACGAUGCACCGGUUACUUUCGCAGGAUGUGUGGCCCGCGCAGGCUCGAGUUGGAGCGACUGGAUCGACGUGGCGUCCGGGAAAAAGGUGACUGAGGUGACUCUGGCUGAUGCAGCUCGGGGGAACCUUUCCUAUGCGAACCCUCCCUCAACUUACACAUUCGAGUUCCUCGAAAGUAUGACGUCGAACGCGUUGAUCAUCGAAAUGGCAGGCCAUGGCAUCAAGAAACUUGGCAACAUGAACUCGCAAAAUGCAAGUUUCGCUGGCUCCCGUCCUCUUAUAGUCACAUCUCUGAAUCUGUCGAACAACCUCCUCGCCUCCAUUCCGCGCACUGUCGUGUUUGGCCCCGAGCUGUUGAACUUAACGCUCGCAAACAACAAAAUUGCCGAUGUCGAAGCGAUUGUGGCACCCAAACUACGAUUCUUAAACCUCAGCAACAAUCAACUCCCAUCGCUUAAAGGGAACGAUUCAUCAUUGUUUCCCACGUCCCUUACAACGCUGGAUCUAUCGGACAACCCGCUCGUCGAGUUGGCUCAUGUGUUGUGGCCGGCGAACCUCGCGGAGCUCUACUUGGACCGCAUUUCGACGUUGCAGAGCGUCCGCCACGUCGACUUGACCUCGCUUCGGUUGUUGUCGUUUCAAGACACGACGAUUCAAAACCUGCUCGUGUCGAAGGACCAGUUCACCCAGCUGACGGCACGCAUCAACGCCAAGUUACUGACUGUUCUCACGUCCGAAAAAACGAAACUCAAAACGAGUGGCUGCGGCAACCCAAAGACGCUGCAGACCUCGACGUCGACCCUCGACAUUUGCGUGGAAGGUGCACCAGAUGGAUCAUCCAAUUCCACCAUGUACAUUGUUAUUGGUUGUAUCGCCGCGGCGGUUGUGGCUGUCGUCGGGUUCCUCAUAUACAGGAAGUGCGCGCAGCGCAGUGGCGCCGCCAAACGGUCGGCCACCCCCGGAGUUUCGUUCUCGGUGUUUGUGAACCAAAGCGCCCGCAACCAUUCCCACAUGAUGAACAACCCUGCUAAGUCUGGAGCUGCAGGAGGUCGACCACGGGACCCGACGCUGCUGGGGACUGCCGCCGGGGAACAAAAGUACGACGUCCGGUUCGACCCGGCGAUGCAACAGUUCCGCCUUGACCACCGCGCCAUCGUCCUGCAUGGCGUGUUGGCGUCGGGGGGAUUUGGUGUCGUCCACAAGGCGACUUUCAAAGGCGAAACAGUCGCAGUGAAGCAACUCUUGCCGUCGAUCGACGGCAAUUCCGACGCCGUGACUGACUUUAUGGAAGAGAUUCGGCUGUGCUCCAUGUUAGACCACCCGCACAUCGUCCGCUUCAUUGGGGUGACCUGGACGACUCUAAAGGACGUCAGCGCAGUCAUCGAGUUCAUGCCAAAGGGCGAUUUGGCCAACCUCGUUCGCUCCACAAACAACUCGGUGAAGCUCGUGUGGUCAACUGGCGACGACUCGAACGUGGCGUCUGGAACCGUAUCGAAACUGCAGAUUCUGUGGGACGUUGUCGCUGGCCUCGAGUACUUACACGGCUUCCACGUGAUCCAUCGCGAUUUGAAAGCCAAGAACGUCCUGUUGGGCGACCAGUACGAAGCAAAAUUGAGCGACUUUGGGACAAGUCGCAGCACUGUCGGCGACGCCACCAUGACUGCAGAGGUCGGCACGAUUGCAUGGAUUGCGCCAGAAGUGCUCAAGGGUCAAAAGUAUUCUGUCAGCGCCGAUAUGUACUCGUUCGGCGUGUUGAUGUCCGAAGUGGACAUGGGCAUUAGUCCGUACAGUCACCUCGUCACAAACGGAGGGUCCCAACUACCGAAACCCGUCAUCGCGAUGAAGGUUCACCACCAACACGUCCUCCUCGCGGUGUUGUGAUAUGAUCUGGUCUCCGUAGGUCAUGGAUGGGGAGCUGCGACCGACGUUUUCAAACCAGUGCCCUGCAGAGGUCGUAGCCCUUGCGGAGCGUUGCUUGCUCCACGACCCGACCGACAGGCCAACCGCGGCCGAAGUCGGUCGCAUGCUUGGCAAGAUGGUCCGGUCGCAAACGUACUCUAUGUAGAGUUGCAUAGCGUGAAAAGACCCAAUGCAUGUACUGUUGUCUGAAUCAAUGCCGGUGAUGUC